Empidonax traillii (willow flycatcher) is the source of this 1126-nucleotide messenger RNA. RefSeq names its product retinol binding protein 4 (gene RBP4). Gene Ontology annotation, biological process: retinol transport. Gene Ontology annotation, molecular function: retinol binding; retinol transmembrane transporter activity. The transcript has 6 exons. Bases 150 to 749 code for a protein of 199 amino acids. NCBI's taxonomy places the organism in Eukaryota, Metazoa, Chordata, Aves, Passeriformes, Tyrannidae. The record is from RefSeq and is a predicted model, not a curated record.
GUACCUGCUCCCCCUCCAACUCUGGCUUUGUAGCGCAGGGGGUUGCGAAAGCCCCAGGACUACAUAAAGCAUUCCCCGCCUGGGCACUGCCACCACCAUCAACACUUGGGCUCUCCAGAGGCUGCAGGUACCGGCACUGUCUGUACAGGAUGGCCCACACGGAGAGAGCUCUGCCCUGGCUGCUGCUGCUGGCGCUGGCCUUGCUGGGCAGCAGCACCGCGGAGCGGGACUGCCGAGUAAGCAGCUUCAAAGUCAAGGAGAACUUCGACAAGAUCAGGUACAGUGGCACCUGGUAUGGUAUGGCAAAAAAAGAUCCUGAGGGCCUAUUUCUGCGGGACAAUGUGGUAGCCCAGUUCACCGUAGAUGAGAACGGACAAAUGAGUGCUACUGCAAAGGGCAGAGUCAGACUCUUCAAUAACUGGGAUGUCUGUGCUGACAUGGUCGGCUCUUUCACUGACACAGAGGAUCCUGCCAAGUUCAAGAUGAAGUAUUGGGGUGUUGCCUCUUUUCUGCAGAAAGGAAAUGAUGAUCACUGGAUAGUGGACACAGAUUAUGAUACAUACGCUCUUCACUACUCCUGCCGCCAACUGAACGCAGACGGCACUUGUGCUAACAGCUAUUCCUUUGUGUUCUCCCGGGACCCCAAGGGAUUGCCUCCAGAGGCACAGAAAAUUGUCAGGCAAAGGCAGAUAGACCUCUGUUUGGACAGAAAAUACAGAGUUAUCGUUCAUAAUGGAUUUUGCUCUUAAGGAGAUCCAAAACUAUGGAAAGAAACCAUGUAACAGCACCACGGAUGUAAAGUUAACACAUUGAUCGGGCGUUCUCUGGAAAAUGUUUCAAAUGGCUUUGUUUAGAUUUGGAAUAUAUUUAUCUGAGCUGUGUAGCUCACCUUGUUAAUAAACCAAUGAAACAUUUUAAUAAACUUAGAUUAGAGGGAAUGAAUAUUGUUUGUAUGCAAAUCUGUACAUAUGUAGACAUUGGUUUUAUUAGUAUACUGUUACUUUAGUGCACUGUUUUGAAUUGUUCUCAGAUGGCAUUAAGAAUUUAAUCCUUGCUUUUUUUUUAGUGGUUUCAAUUUCUGACUGAAAGAGUACUAAUCAUAAAACCCAAAAUACAUGUAUUUUAA